AAAUCAGCAUAUCAAAGGAGUUGCAGCUUUGCGUUGGUCGUGUAAGGAAAAUGGCGAAUCGUGAUUCUGGAUUCAAUCCUGACCUAGCCCUCGCUCACAAAUUCCCCGAGACCAGAUAUACUUACAACGAAAGAGAUGUAGCAAUCUAUGCUUUGGGAGUUGGUGCGUGUGGAAGUGAUGCUGUUGAUUCGGAUGAGCUGAAGUUCGUAUACCAUGAAAAUGGACAACAGUUUGUCCAGGUCCUGCCGACUUUUUCUGCUCUGUUUUCACUUGGAUCUCUGACCAAAGGUCUGAACUUGCCAAGUUUUCAAUAUGAUCCUCGCCUCCUGUUACAUGGACAGCAAUACAUAGAAAUAUACAAGCCGUUUCCUUCCAGUGCUUCUUUAAUAAACAAAGUUGGUCUGGCUGGAUUGCAGGACAAAGGUAAAGCAGCGAUUCUUGAGGUGGAAACCAAAAGCUACAAUGAAGAAUCUGGUGAAUUGUUGUGCAUGAAUAGGACAACUGCGUUUUUGCGAGGUGCUGGUGGAUUCUCGAAUUCAUCACAACCGUUUUCUUAUAAAAACUAUCCAAGUAACCAGGUUUCGACUGUGAAAAUCCCCAAGAGUCAGCCUUUUGCUGUGCACGAGGAACGUACCCAACCAUCACAGGCAUUGCUAUAUAGGCUCUCUGGUGAUUAUAAUCCCUUGCAUUCAGAUCCAGAACUUGCAAAACUUGCCGGAUUCCAACGCCCGAUAUUACACGGGUUAUGCACACUCGGCUUUGCAGUCAGGGCAGUCAUCAAAUGCAUUUGCAAGGGCGAUGCAUUCGCCCUCAAAACCAUAUCCGGCAGGUUCCUCUUGCACGUUUUCCCUGGCGAAACUCUUAUCACUGAAAUGUGGCUCGACGGGUUGAGGGUUAUAUUUCAGACAAAAGUGAAGGAAAGAGACCGUGCGGUGUUGUCUGGUUACGUAGAUAUUCGUGGUUUAGCUUCAUCACUAUAAGAUAUAUCUUGUGUGUUGGCUAUUUACAAUAUGAGAAUAUCAAACUGGAUUUACAAAAUAAUAAUAAGGACAUCUCUUAAUGUUCUUAUUGUAUACAGAAUCAGUAAAACUUUGGAUAUCGAACUCAUUUUGCGUUUGCGUUUGCGUUU
This is a messenger RNA of Tarenaya hassleriana, 1129 nucleotides long. RefSeq names its product enoyl-CoA hydratase 2, peroxisomal. The transcript has 11 exons. The record is from RefSeq and is a predicted model, not a curated record. The coding region runs from base 51 to 980 and encodes 309 amino acids. Lineage: Eukaryota; Viridiplantae; Streptophyta; Magnoliopsida; Brassicales; Cleomaceae. Gene Ontology annotation, cellular component: peroxisome.